AUGAGGUCAAUCCAAGUCCAUGCCAUCAAUCUCUCAGACAUUGAGCAGAAGAUCGAUGAGAUCUCUCAAAAGAUCGAUGAGAUCUCCCAGACCAGCAACAAGCGACCGGCCUUAAACGAUAAAGGUCUUGGAUACGAAGGCAUUUUCUGUUCUCUGGCCAAUUUCGAACGAUUACUCUUUCCCGACAAAUCCAUAUCAGAAUUCGUUUUAAAAAGCAGAGAAGCAUCCCCUAUGGCCUUCGUCAUGGAGAAGAUCCAAGAACAUCGCACAGCACUCAGCAUGCCAUCAGAGGAUCUGGUUAAGGAAAUCUUCAGCCUGGAGGCGCAUGUCAACCAGAACUUCAAUAAGUUUUCGAAGUCAAUCCGACCAACUCAAUCUAUCAAGGGCGUACCAUCAGUGGGAGAUUCUUUACCUGCUAUCCUAGCAGGCUUGGAACAAAUGAACUUUGACUUGGGACCUAUCGACUACUGGAUGUUCGAGAAAAGAGAUUUUGCCAUUAUCGUCGGAUAUUAUACUGGAGCGGCGGGAUACUAUGUCAGUCCAGAUUUCGCUCGUACUGAAGCGCAGUUGCGUCAACUCGGAACAGGAAUGAUUCGUGGUACUUGUUUAAUUAGAGAGCUGGAAGAGUAG
Molecule: messenger RNA, 630 nt
Organism: Fusarium mangiferae
Lineage: Eukaryota; Fungi; Ascomycota; Sordariomycetes; Hypocreales; Nectriaceae
Exons: 1
Coding region: 1-630 (209 amino acids)
Source: RefSeq, a predicted model, not a curated record